CUGCAAGGAAUCGCUAUGGAGGACCGACGGUGGAAGUAACCCCUUUCAACUCUUGAGAUGAGGACAGAGUUUACGAAGGGUUUUGGCUGAACGCGAUAGGAUAGCCGGUGGUUGGAGCGCGUUUUAUUUGCGUAACAUUGUUAUUUGGAUCAUUCAUCUCCGUUGCGCGGGCGGUGUUGCGGAGGGAGUUUAGGCUACACUUUACAGGAACGAAUGCGAAAUGCCUGGGUUUUGAACACCACCGACUGUAUGAACGGCUGUUUUAAAAUUUUAGGCGCAAGUAGUGCGAAGCGCCGAAAAAAAGGAGGGGAGGGGGAUAAGAAAACGCCCUGUUGCUGAAUCCCCUCAAAAUCAAAACUUUAUCGCGCCAUCAAAGAUUCAGGACUUCUCUUGUUGAGCAUGGAUGGGGGAAGUUUGAUCUCAUCGGACUAAAAACAAACAAGGCUGAGAUCACUGAAGAAGUUUGCGGAGUGACCCCCCACUAUUGUGGAUUAUUUUUGUCUUUUAUUGUGGACACCACGAGUUGGAGGCAAAUUCAGAGGGCGGCGAGUCGGAGCCUAUCUAGGCCCACGGCCAUUGCCCAAGAAGAAAAUAAUAUUUUUUUUAAUGUGAACUUAAGUCGUAAGACGGAAAGCUCGAUAGAUAUUUGAAUUCCUCACGACUGAAUUGUAAAGAUGUCGUCCGGAGCAGAGAGAAGGAUGGAAAACCGGUUACUGAAACUGGAGGCCAUGAUCAAAAACCCUAGGUCGGCGGUUAAUUUGGAAAGUUUACUGGAUUCCAUGAAUGCCUUGGUUCUGGAUUUGGACUUCCCGGCCUUACGCAAGAACAAGAACAUUGAGACCUUCUUGAACAGAUAUGAUAAGGUGAUGGGCCACAUCAGAGAGCUUCAGAUGAAGUCGGAGGACUUUGACCGGGUGAAGGUGAUCGGCAGGGGAGCCUUUGGAGAGGUGCAGCUGGUGAGGCACAAAGCGUCUCAGAAGGUGUACGCCAUGAAGCAGCUGAGUAAGUUUGAGAUGAUCAAGCGCUCCGACUCCGCCUUCUUCUGGGAGGAGAGAGACAUCAUGGCCUUCGCAGACAGCCCCUGGGUCGUACAGCUGUGCUGUGCGUUCCAAGACAGUACGAGACUGUACAUGGUCAUGGAGUACAUGCCCGGUGGCGACCUGGUCAACCUGACCAGCACGUACGACGUGCCCGAGAAGUGGGCGCGCUUCUACACGGCCGAGGUGGUGCUGGCCCUGGACGCCAUCCACUCCAUGGGCUUCAUCCACCGCGACGUCAAGCCCGACAACAUGCUGCUCGACCGACUCGGCCACCUCAAGCUGGCCGACUUCGGCACAUGCAUGAAGAUGGACCAGACGGGCAUGGUGCAUUGUGACACGGCGGUGGGCACGCCAGACUACAUCUCUCCCGAGGUGCUCAAGUCGCAGGGUGGUGAUGGUUACUAUGGCCGCGAAUGUGACUGGUGGUCAGUGGGCGUCUUCAUCUAUGAGCUGCUGGUCGGUGAAACUCCGUUCUACGCGGACUCGCUGGUGGGCACAUACAGCAAGAUCAUGGACCACAAGAACUCCCUCAACUUCCCCGACGACGUGGAGAUCUCCAAAGAUGCCAAGAGUCUCAUCUGCGCCUUCCUCACAGACCAGGAAGUGCGUCUGGGUCGACAUGGGGUCGAGGAGAUCAAACGUCAUUCCUUCUUCAAGAACGACCAGUGGACCUUUGACACCAUACGGGACACGGUGGCCCCUGUGGUGCCUGAGCUGAGCAGCGAUAUCGACACCAGCAACUUUGACGAGAUUGAGGACGAUAAGGGCGACUCGGAGACCUUCCCGAUGCCCAAGGCCUUCGUGGGAAACCAGUUGCCAUUCGUGGGCUUCACCUACUUCAAAGAAGACCAGCUGCUGAAGGCAUUGAAUCGUUCCGCAGUGGAAAAGGAGCACCCCAUAAAGGCAAGUUCUGCGGCUCUGCAGAAGCAGCUGCAUGUGCUGGAGGAGCAGCUGAGUUCAGAGAUGCAGGCCAAGGACGAGCUGGAGCAGCGCUGCCGCAACGCCAACACGCGGCUGGAGAAGCUCACCAAGGAGCUGGACGAGGAGAGCAACAGCCGUAAGAACCUGGAGUCGUCGCUGCGCCAGCUGGAGCGGGAGAAGGCCCUGCUGCAGCACAAGAGCACAGAGAGCCACCGCAAGGCCGAGAGCGAGGCCGACCGCAAACGCUGCCUCGAGAACGAAGUAAACGGCCUCAGGGACCAACUAGAGGAUAUGAAAAAGAGGAACCAGAACUCUCACAUCUCCAAUGAAAAGAACAUUCAUCUGCAGAAACAGCUGGACGAGGCGAAUGCGCAGCUGCGCACGGAGUCGGACGCGGCGGCACGACUGCGCAAGUCGCAGACGGAGCUGAGCAAGCAGCUGCAGACGCUAGAGGCCAACGGGCGCGAGCUGCAGGACAAGUGCUGCCUGCUGGAGAACAGCAAGCUGAAGCUGGAGAAGGAGAACAUCGGCCUCAUCGCCGCCCUGGAGGCAGAGAAGAGGGACUGCAGCCAGGGAUCAGAGACCAUCACAGACCUGCAAGGGCGCAUCACAAGUCUGGAGGAUGACGUGAAGCAGUCGAGGCAGGCUCUGUCCAAAGCGGAGUCUGAGAAGAGGCAGCUGCACGAGAAACUCACUGAUCUGGAGAAGGAGAGGAACAACAAGGAGAUCGACAUGAUGUACAAGCUGAAGGUGCUACAGCAGAGUCUGGAGCAGGAGGAGGCCUCCCACAAGGCCACCAAGACGCGCCUCGCAGACAAGAACAAGAUCAGCGAAUCCAUAGAGGGAGCCAAGUCAGAGGCCAUGAAGGACCUGGAGCAGAAGCUGUCUGAUGAGCGCUCGUCUAAGCAGCGCGUGGAGAACAUGCUCCUGGAGCAGGAGAAGCACUCCUCCAUGCUGGACUGCGACUACAAGCAGGCGCUGCAGAAACUCGACGAGCUGCGCAGACACAAGGACAAGCUCACCGAGGAGGUGAAGAACCUGACGCUGAAGAAUGAGCAGGAGAUCCAGAAGCGAACGCUGACGCAGAACGACCUGAAGGUGCAGGUGCAGCAGCUCAACUCGCUCAGGACCUCCGAGAAGCAGCUCAAGCAGGAGACCAACCACCUGCUGGACAUCAAGCGCAGCCUGGAGAAGCAGAACCAGGAGCUACGCAAGGAGCGUCAGGAUGCGGAUGGUCAGAUGAAGGAGCUUCAGGACCAGCUGGAGGCUGAGCAGUAUUUCUCAACUCUGUAUAAGACCCAAGUCCGGGAACUGAAGGAGGAGUGUGAGGAGAAGAAUAAGCUAUAUAAGGACAUGCAGCAAUCUCUGCAAGAGCUUCAGGAGGAGAGGGACUCGCUGGCGGCGCAGCUGGAGAUCACGCUGACCAAGGCGGACUCGGAGCAGCUGGCGCGCUCCAUCGCGGAGGAGCAGUACUCGGACCUGGAGAAGGAGAAGAUCAUGAAGGAGCUGGAGAUCAAGGAGAUGAUGGCACGGCACAGGCAGGAGCUGGCGGAGAAGGACACCACCAUCAGCCUAUUAGAAGAAGCCAAUCGUACCCUGACCAGUGACGUGGCCAACCUGGCCAAUGAGAAGGAGGAGCUGAACAACAAACUGAAGGACAACCAGGAAGAUAUGCAGCAGAUGAAGGACCAGGAGCAACAGAUCAGUCAGAUCAAGAACACGUACGAGAAGCAGCUUCAGUCAGAGAGGACUCUGAAGACUCAGGCGGUAAACAAGUUAGCUGAGAUCAUGAACCGGAAGGAGGUGCGGGGCGGGGGCAGUCGCCGGGGCAACGACACGGACAUGCGGCGGAAGGAGAAGGAGAACCGACGCCUGCAGCUGGAGCUACGAUCUGAGAAGGAGAAGCUCAACAGUACCAUUAUCAAGUACCAGCGAGAAAUCAACGAGAUGCAGGCGCAAAUUCUGGACGAGAGCCAGACGCGCAUCGAUCUGCAGAUGGCACUAGACAGUAAGGACAGUGACAUCGAGCAGCUGCGCGGCCUCCUCAACUCCCUCAACGUCCAAUCCCUGGACUCAGCCAGCAUGUCCAGCGGACCCGACUUUGACACAGACGACACCUACACAGAAAUGAGGCUCGAAGGAUGGCUUUCCAUGCCUGUGCGAAAUAAUACCAAGCGCUUUGGAUGGGAGAGAAAGUAUGUCGUGGUGAGCAGCAAAAAGAUCCUUUUCUACAACAGCGAGCAGGACAAGGAGCUGUCCAACCCUUACAUGGUGCUAGACAUUGACAAACUCUUCCACGUGCGGUCUGUCACCCAAACUGAUGUGUACCGUGCCGACGCCAAAGAAAUCCCAAGGAUAUUCCAAAUCCUGUAUGCCAAUGAGGGAGAGAGCAAGCGUGAGCAGGAGCUGGAGCAGCUGGCUAUCGGGGAGAAGUCCAGCUACAUCUGCCACAAGGGCCACGAGUUCAUCCCCACGCUCUACCACUUCCCCACCACCUGCGAGGCCUGCACCAAGCCCCUGUGGAACAUGUUCAAGCCGCCGCCCGCCCUCGAGUGCCGGCGAUGCCACAUCAAAUGCCACAAGGACCACAUGGACAAGAAGGAAGAUCUCAUCGCACCUUGCAAAGUGAACUACGAUGUGUCGACGGCGAAGAACCUGCUGCUGCUGGCAGUGUCCCAGGAGGAGCAGCAGAAGUGGGUUAGCCGGCUGGUCAAGAAGAUCCCCAAGAAGCCGCUGCCCACCGAGCCUGCCCACCGCUCCUCCCCACGUGCCCCCGCCAAGGUGCUCGCCAGCCAGUCCAUGAGGAGGCCCAGCCGACAGAUGCCCCCCAGCAAACCCAGGUCCUUGACCAAGGAGCUGCCAGCACCACCACCAGAGCCCUCGUCGUUGGUAGGGGAGAAGACCACCAGCCUGAUCCGCCACAAGGGCCACGAGUUCAUCCCCACGCUCUACCACUUCCCCACCAACUGCGACGCCUGCGCCAAGCCCCUGUGGAACAUGUUCAAGCCACCGGUGGCGCUGGAGUGCCAUCGCUGCCACGUGAAGUGCCACCGAGACCACAUGGAUAAAAAGGAAGAAGUCCUCAAGCCCUGUGCUCCAGGCAGAAUCGAAUCGCAAACAGAGCCUGGCUAGCACUGUAGCUGGCUAGCUCAAACAACUUUGUAACAUUUGCUAACACAAACACCUACGUAUAGCUGCUGGCUGUUGUUAUCACCAAGCUUGUGAUCUUACACAUGUGCUGCUAUGAGACAGAGAACAAAAGAGCUGACUUCUGCCUGAAACACAGGGCCUAACGCCGCUUCGAUCAAUUCCCAAGUGGCAGCCGUAUAACCAACAUUACCCUGAUUCUGGGCUUUGAGGAGAGGGGGAAAUUAACACAAUCAUUUGAAGUGUGCACCCACUGGCACUCGUCUCAAAAUCUGUUACCUCACAAUGAUGGUCUGCAUUGUUUACCUGUGGAAACAGUAUUACACCUCAAUCCCACAAAAGAUUCAACUUAAGCAGUUUGUAAUUAAACUGCUUUCAAUCACUUUUGGUAUAAUCAAAGUAAGAUAUAAACAAAUUUAAAAAACUAAUAAGAAAUCAAAAUGCAGAAAUCAUAUUUUUCAUAGUAGUAUUUAACUGGCAGAUGGUGCAUUCUUUAAAUGGUGAACCAUGUACCUAGACCUUUGAUUAAAACAGUGAUGGGCAACAUGGGUUCAUUAGUUAAUCCGGUGCCACAUAUUGUAUUCUCCAAAAUAGCCUGGAUUUACCUGUACAAUCCAACCAGGUGAUCAUUCAACCAGGCAAUCAUCUGGUUAAAUUGGACAGGUAUAAGCAGGUCAUGUGGAAAAUGUGACACUGGAUGAUGACUUAUGACUCCAUGCUGCAACAGCAGUGAAUUAAGCUGUCUGGUGGGGAGGUAACCUGACUCAAACCCUCCAUGAAGUGUCACAGUUUCUCAGUCGCCAUCUUCUCCACC
This is a messenger RNA of Engraulis encrasicolus (European anchovy), 5922 nucleotides long. It is a transcript of the gene rock2a, whose product is annotated as rho-associated, coiled-coil containing protein kinase 2a. Gene Ontology annotation, cellular component: centrosome; cytoplasm; cytoskeleton. The coding region runs from base 675 to 5093 and encodes 1472 amino acids. The record is from RefSeq and is a predicted model, not a curated record. The transcript has 31 exons. Gene Ontology annotation, molecular function: Rho-dependent protein serine/threonine kinase activity; ATP binding; small GTPase binding. Gene Ontology annotation, biological process: smooth muscle contraction; mitotic cytokinesis; positive regulation of centrosome duplication. NCBI's taxonomy places the organism in Eukaryota, Metazoa, Chordata, Actinopteri, Clupeiformes, Engraulidae.